Messenger RNA from Xiphophorus couchianus (Monterrey platyfish), 2267 nucleotides. It is a transcript of the gene snx20, whose product is annotated as sorting nexin 20. Bases 636 to 1460 code for a protein of 274 amino acids. Gene Ontology annotation, biological process: protein transport. NCBI's taxonomy places the organism in Eukaryota, Metazoa, Chordata, Actinopteri, Cyprinodontiformes, Poeciliidae. The record is from RefSeq and is a predicted model, not a curated record. Gene Ontology annotation, cellular component: early endosome membrane. Gene Ontology annotation, molecular function: phosphatidylinositol phosphate binding; protein binding. The transcript has 3 exons.
GGUAAAGUCGACCAUGUAGCUGACCUUAAUAUUUCCUGUGUUUUAUUUUGACCAUUAUUGUUAAACUUAGUGUUGAUGUGUGUAUUAUAGGCGUGUCUAACGGACAGUUAUGUAUCGGUUCAAUACGGGACGCACGUUUAACCUCCAAAUAUGGGACGACUCCGUAUUUUACGGGAUGGGCGGCGACCUGAUUCAGGGGAGAAACAGUUUUAGGAUGCUAAAACUAAAGCGUCCCUAAAACAGGGCUAAAAUCGCCACUGGUUUAAGCCACAGAACCAAGAUUAUAUCAAAUCCUUCUUUCUCACUGAGGCUGACUCCUCCCGGCUGCUGUGUCGGCUGCUCUAAAACAAACGCUCCUCUGUCAGUUGCUGCUGGACUUUGUUUCACUUCCUUCAUUUCCUAUUUUAUCAGCAGAACUUCCUCAUUUUAGCACCACUAUGUUCUGAGUUCUUGACUUCAGCAGGAGCUUCACAGCCUCCAACAGACCCGUUCAGUCCCAGAACCAGUUCAAUGAUAGAACCAGUACAGCUGAUCCAGCAGGUCCAGUAACGAGAGUGGCAUGAACCUGGACGUCUCCCAGCAGCGGUUCUGACCUCUGGGUUUUUCCAGCGAAGGGCUCUGAAGAUUUGGACCAGAUGGCUGCAGGCGAGAGGCCCGGUUGUUCCAGCUUAACCACUAAGGAGCUCCAACAGAACUUGAAGCUGGCGAAGCAAAAUGAGCGACCGGUCCGGCUGCUGUUUGAGAUCCCAUCGAGUCGAAUUGUGGACCAGCUGCUGAACAAAUAUGUGGCGUAUCAGAUCGUCGUGAUGCGCUCUGGCAGCUUUGAUUCCUGUUGUGUUUCCAUCGAGCGCCGCUACAGUGACUUCCGAAGGCUUCACCACAAACUGCUGGAGGAGUUUGACGAAGAGCUGGAGGACGUUCUUCUGCCCCCGAAGCUCCUGACGGGAAACUUCAGCCCAGAGAACAUUCUAGAGCGCCGCCUGGCCCUGCAGGACUACCUGGCCAAGCUGUUCGCAACCCGCUGCGUCAGACACUCCGCACACUUCUCGGAGUUCUUCACCGAGCACGAGCAGAAGCAGGCCCACGUGCUGCUGCGAGCGGGCCAAUUCAAGGCCGCUCUGGAGCAGCUGCAGACGGUCCUGGAGAUCCAGGAAAAGCUGCUGCCGUGGCAAAAGUCCACCCUGACCGUCCCCGCCCUGUCUGCGAUCGCUGUGUGUUACCGGGACCUGGACGAGCCGGAGCAGGCCUUCUCAGCCGCUCAGCGAGCUCUUCCUCCGGUGAGGCGCUACGGACUGAAGCCCUAUCGAGCGCCGCUGCUGGAGCUGCUGGUAGAUCUGGGGUACCAGCUGGGUCGUCCCGUGGCUCAGCUGCAGGACGAGCUGACGGCCGUCAGGAACGGCGAGAGAGGGGAGGUGUGCUUCCGGUCGCUGAAGGAAGUGGUGAUCCACAAGUUCAUCUGAGGAAGAGCAGGAACCCAGACUUACCAGAGACCCUGUGAAGAGAAAGUCUGGGUUUACUAAAAACCGAAAUGGCCUCAAAGCGUAAAAAAGUUACAUUUGAGAGUGAAUUCCCACCAGUCUGGUCAGUCCGCUUCAAUCAAACUCUAGUUUGUUUGUCUAAAGUCUGGUUCAUUUGUGGAGGUUUGAAUGAGCGAACUCUGCUUCGCCUACAAAUUCAAACGCAUAUGUGAAUACCAAGUGGACCAGAGACCUGCUAAAGCCCUAAAGAAGUUGCUGUAAACUUUUCUUUCUCCCCCAUCAGUCUGUCACUCUUUUGUUCUGGAUGUGUUCCUAUUCCAAAGUAUUUGGGAACAGUUUUAUAACUAUGUUUAUUCAAAAAUAUAAGCAAACGUUCAAUUGCAUUGGGAAAAUGUCCUGUUUGGGCUUCAACAAAGGGCCAAAAUAAAUCCAAAAGAUUUAUUUAUUAACUUAUUAAUCAACCAUGCUAAGUUUUGAGGAGAAAGUCUGUUGUUAUUUAAUAAUAACAACAAUAAUAACAAGAUCAUUUAAUAAUAUAUGCUUGCAAUCUAAUGUCUAUCUGAUCAAAAGGGAAGAACAACCACAUGAUUUGUUCCUAACUUAAGCGUCUGGAUGAUCUGUUGUCUUAAUUUAUUUUUACAUGAGGUUACUUGGCACGAAUGUUACUUUAUGUAGGAUUUUCUGUCAAUUCUGACAUUUCUUUUAAUAUUAUUUAUGCCAGCCCUGUCUAAUUUCCACAUUCUUGUUUUUGUUGUACGUUGUCACAAAUAAAGAUGCCUAAACAAUUAA